AGCCAAAAUCCCUAUUCCCAACUUAUAAAGCCCUGAAAUUUCUCAGCAGUUUUUGACACCCCCAACUCAGCCAAUGAAUGUGAUGAAUAAUACUGAUUGGGAAAUCAUUCACAUCCCAGACAACCCACCUGACUCGCUGCACCACCAAUCCACCGUGGAUGUCUUUGCCUGUGAUAUUGAACCAAAAAUUGCUAACACUCUCGUAAGGAAGUUAAAUCAAAUCUGUCCUCUAGAAAAUCUUCGCCAUGUGAAGCGGGUGCGCAAAAAGUGUCUCCAAGGAGGAAAAACGCAGUUAUCAGUAAUCUUAUGUCUCACUUCUGAAAGUGACAAUCAACGGGACAGCAUGCCAGAUGACGUAGUCAAGCUGAUCAAUUCCUACCAGUUGAAUGUUUUCAUCACGCAAGUAUGCAAAUAUGCUGCAUCAUCAAACGAAGAGUGGAAAGAAAAAUGCAAGCUGUGGCCAAUAUCAUAUCAUCCGCCUACCUACAACAUUGACGGGAUUACCGGAUUCAAUGAAGAGGACUCCCAAUCAAUUUUAAGCUUCAUGAUGUUUUCUAUUGACUUGGCAAAAUCUGGUGAUUGUCAGGUCGGCAAUGCUGCAGUUAUAGUUGAUCCUUCAGUUAAGGGGGUAAUUGCAAGUGCACGCGAUCAAAUCCAUUCUUGGAAUACUCCUAUGAACAAGACCAUUGUGGAAACAAGCUGCCUUGAAAAGCCAGAAGUCUUUACUUCUUGUCCGGUUUCCAAUGGAGUAGCAAGCCAUAAUACUCUGCUCUCAAAUUGUUUAUCAGAGGGACGUGAACAGUUGUACACCAGUGUAUCUUGUUUAUAUCCUUGGCAGUGGGCUGAGCAACAAUUACAUUUAGAUUCUUGUUACAGGCACCCUUUACGACAUGCUGCUAUUAUAGCUAUUGAAUAUUCUGCUGCGAGGGAUAGACGCCUUUUCCCGGGUUUGGAACAUAUUGGAGAUAAGUCAUUUCAAGUGGAUCACUUGUCUUCUCCGGCAGGCUCUCCGGCAAAAAGACAGAAGCCCAAUCAUGCAAAUGUUGAGGAUGAAGAAAAUGUGGAUACAGAAGGUUUUUCGUCCAAGAUAGCCAGACCUUAUCUGUGUACUGGUUAUGACAUCUACCUUGUUUGGGAACCAUGUCCAAUGUGUGCUAUGGCACUUGUCCAUCAAAGAAUCAGGCGUAUCUUUUAUGCUUUCCCAAACCCAAAUGCUGGUGCAUUGGGAAGUGUUUACAGAUUACAAGGGGAGAAAAGCUUAAAUCAUCACUAUGCCGUCUUUAGGGUCAGGUUGCCUGAAGAAGUCCUUAAAAGGGAUGAAGCUUCUGUUUCAACAUAUGCCAAUGGUCAGAAUACAGCUAUUUUUUGAAAGUAAAAGUCCAUAGAUGGCUAAGUAUGCCUUUCAACCAAUAGGCUCUAUCCUAAAUGGUAUAAGCUCUCCCUCCCCUAAGGGGAGGUUGAGUGUCGACCUUGGUGGGGGCAAAAUAUGGGGGUGCUUGUUCGCUUUGCCAUUCGAAAAAAAUAAUAAUAAUAAUAAAAAAUAAAAAAGGUAUGCCUUUCAGCAUUGAAUAGAAGAUUUCCUCUGUACUUGACAUCUUUUCCCUUCAAAUUGGAUCUGCAAUUUUUUGCCGCUGCAUUGUAAUAUGAUUAAUAUGUUGCUGAAGGAAUACUGAAAACAUUGUUGGUAACAUCCGUGUUCAAAAGGUAUAUCCUUUUUGUUAUA
This is a messenger RNA of Cornus florida, 1723 nucleotides long. RefSeq names its product tRNA-specific adenosine deaminase TAD3. Gene Ontology annotation, molecular function: tRNA-specific adenosine-34 deaminase activity. Gene Ontology annotation, biological process: tRNA wobble adenosine to inosine editing. Gene Ontology annotation, cellular component: nucleus; cytoplasm. The transcript has 9 exons. The record is from RefSeq and is a predicted model, not a curated record. The coding region runs from base 74 to 1369 and encodes 431 amino acids. Lineage: Eukaryota; Viridiplantae; Streptophyta; Magnoliopsida; Cornales; Cornaceae.